Messenger RNA from Cyprinodon variegatus (sheepshead minnow), 3064 nucleotides. Its product is annotated as ephrin type-A receptor 7-like. Bases 16 to 2244 code for a protein of 742 amino acids. Lineage: Eukaryota; Metazoa; Chordata; Actinopteri; Cyprinodontiformes; Cyprinodontidae. The record is from RefSeq and is a predicted model, not a curated record. Gene Ontology annotation, molecular function: protein binding; transmembrane-ephrin receptor activity; ATP binding. The transcript is spliced from 14 exons. Gene Ontology annotation, cellular component: neuron projection. Gene Ontology annotation, biological process: axon guidance; protein phosphorylation.
CAGGAAGCGUUUCUGAUGCAGUGUGUUCUGUUCGCAGCGUGCCCCCCCGGAUCCUACAAGAUGUCCUCCAGACAGCAGGAGUGUUUUCCUUGUCCUGCCAAUAGUGUGGCGGAGGAGGAAGGAUCUGUGGUGUGUGUGUGCGAAGAAGACCACUUCCGGACUCCUCUGGACAGCCCCUCUGCCCCCUGCACACGGCCGCCCUCCCCACCCAGAGACCUGGUGUUCUCCCUCAGGCAGUCCUCCCUGGUCCUGGACUGGGCCCCGCCCUCGGACGCCGGGGGCCGCGUGGACCUGACCUACAGCGUGGGCUGCCAGCGCUGCGUGGCGGCGCGCUGCGAGCCCUGUGGGCCCAGCGUGGGCUUCGUUCCUCAGCAGGUGGGCCUGAUGGAGCGGACGGUGACGGUGGUCAACCUGCUGCCCAACACCAACUACUCCUUCACGGUGGAGGCGCUGAACGGCGUGUCGGAGCUGCUGCCCAGCAAAAGGUUCUACACCCAGGUCAACGUGUCCACUAGUCAGCCCGCUCCAUCUCUGGUCAGCGAGCUGCGAGCGGAGAAGAUCGAGGAGAAGAGCGUUACGCUGGUGUGGAGAGAGCCCUCCUACCCCAACAGCAGCCGCACCGAGUAUGAAGUCAAGUACUACGAGAAGGAACAGAAGGAUCAGAGUUAUUCCACCGUGAAGACAUCAGCCACUCGGAUCAGCGUCCAUAACCUGAAACCAGGAACCACUUACGUCUUCCUCAUCCGUCCCUUCUUAAGUCCAGCUCCUUCCUCCUUUUCUUCCUCUUCUCUCUCAUCAACCUCUUCUACUUCCUCUUCUUCCUCCUCCUCCCCUCCCCCCAUUGACUACGGCGCGUACAGCGCCCCCCUGGAGCUGCAGACUCUGGGAGAGCUGGCCCUGGCGUCCAGCGAACAGAACCCGGUGGUGAUCAUCGUCAUCGUGUCUGUGGCCGCCCUCGUCAUGCUGCUCUCCAUGGGGGUGGGACUGCUCAUCUGGAGAAGGCAGUGCGGCUACAGCAAAGCUUCCCAGGAAGGAGACGAGGAACUUUACUUCCAGUUUAAAAUCCCAACCCGGAGAACCUACAUCGACCCGGAGACCUGUGAGGACCUGCUGCAGGCCGUGCACGCCUUCGCCAAGGAGCUGGACAACCAGAGCAUCAAGAUAGAGAGAAUCAUGCACACAGGUGACUUUGGGGAGGUGUGCCGCGGCUGCCUGAGGCUCCCCAGUAAGAGAGAGCUGCCGGUGGCCAUCAAGACGCUGAGGGCCGGCUGCUCCGACAAGCAGCGGCGCUCCUUCCUGAGCGAGGCCGGAAUCCUGGGACAGUUCGACCACGGGAACAUCAUCCGCCUGGAAGGGGUCAUCACCACAGGAAACACCAUGAUGAUCGUGGAGGAGAGCAUGGCCAACGGCGCCAUGGACGCCUUCCUCAGGAAACACGAAGGCCAGCUGAGCGCCAUGCAGCUGAUGGACAUGCUGAGCGGCGUGGCUUCAGGCAUGAAGUACCUCACUGAGAUGGGCUUUGUCCACAAGCGGUUGGCGGCGCACAAGGUUCUGGUCAACUCCAACCUGACCUGCAAGGUUUCAGGCUUCAGGCCUCUUCAGGAGGAAAAGAUCGAGGCCAUCUACACCACGCUGAAUCGUCCACAGGAGUGGUUCUCUGGAAGCAGCAGGUCCAGAGUAAACCGAGUCUGUUUCAUUAGGAGAACAUCCAGCUUCCUUCCUGCAUCACAGGAAGAACUUGGUCACCUGACCUCCUGGACUUCCUGUUUGCAGGUAAUCAAGGCCAUCGAGGACGGCUUCAGGCUGCCGGCUCCGGUCAACUGUCCUCCACAUCUGCAUCAGCUGAUGCUGGACUGCUGGCAGAAGGAGCGGACGGAGCGGCCCACUUUCAGCCAGAUCCACUCGGCGCUCAGUAAGAGCGUCCGCUCUCCGGACGGGAUCAGCUCGUCCACUCUGGCCCACAGGACGCUGAGCUCCUCCAUCGCCCUGGCCGAGCCGCCGCUGCCCACCAUCUCGUCCUUCAGCUCGGUGGGGGAGUGGCUGGAUGCGGUGGACAUGGGUCGAUACAAGGACAACUUCACCGCGGCCGGGUACUGCUACCUGGAAUCUGUGGCCCGGAUGACCGUGCAGGACGUCCUGAGCCUCGGCAUCACCUCCCUGGACCAUCAGAAGCUGAUCCUGGCCGCCAUUCAGACGCUCAGGGCGCAGGUGAUCCAGAUGCACGGCCGGGGGGUGCAGGUCUGACCGGUGGAGCGGGCCUAGCGCCGACGGAGGAGCUCUGGCACACCGAGAGGAAGAUUCCGCUUCCAUUCCUUCACCUGAGGACCUCAGAGGAGCCGCGCCGCACGUCCUUCCUGUCCUCUGCUGGCCGGACCAGAGCUUUGGCCCGGCGGCUGAUUUUGGUGGAACAACCCUUUAAGACAAACCUUCUGAUGUGGCCAUCCGGCGCCGCUCCAACGCUGAGGGCUGCUGGCUUCGUCGAUGUAGGUGGGGCUUUAGUCAGCGGCGGCGGCGCCCAGCUGCUUCUGGCCCAUUGAGUCUGAUGGUGAAACGAACGCAGUGAAAGGUUCCAACGUCUCUCCUCCUUGGUGCUUUUCUUCGUGCCGGAUGAGGAACCGCUGCGUCACGCGAAGAACAUUGUAAAAAAAGUUCAAGAUGGAGGCUUCAGUCUGAGCAGCUCCUCCAUCCAAACCCGCCCAGGUUCCCUCCUCUACAGAGGGGGCCACCAGGGGGCGCUACAGGGGUCAGACAACUGGGAGAAAAUUAGCUGAAAAAAUGUUUUUUUCUAUUUUCAUAAAAUUAUGUUAUUUGCUUUUAAUUAAUAUAAAGUAUAAGUUGCAAAGAAAGGAGGGUGGCGUCCCACAGACUGGACAAACAUGGAGCUCAUCUACACUGACUUUAAGCCCCACCCUCCUGCUACACACCCAAUCAGGUUGGUUUCUGUUGCUCUGCUCUCAUUGGUUGAUAACAUAAAAAAUAUUCUUUAGCCAAACAAACAGAAUAAUCAUAUAAUUGGAGUUAAAAUGAAGAUUAAUUCAUAUUAUUUUCAGGAAAAGUUGCUCAU